CGAUUGUGAAUUGAAGAAGUUAUGAAUAUUUUAGAUGUGAAAGUUUGAAUGUAAUUGGUGAGUUGGGUGUCCCAAUCUAAGAUAGUUUAGGAGGCACCAAAAAGAGGGUGAGUCCCACUUAGCAGCAACCCCUAGAAGGAACGACGCCGUUUGGAGGCGCAUAGAUAUAAUCGCAGCCCGCAAAAGACAGCCCCUCGUUGCCACCUCAGGUCAUCUCACCCUUUCACUCCCUCGACGGGUCCGCCUUAUUCAAACCUCUGAGGGCAUUUCCGUCAUUUCCCCCGUCUCCGGCGGCUCAUCUACUAAUAAAUAUAUAUAUAUAUAUAUUUCACUCACUCCAUAGCUCUAAACUUCCCCCCAAAUCUAGCUUCUCUGCGAUUUCGCCGUUGCUUUGCCUAAUCCCGAAGAAUCAGCGGCGGCGCCACCACCAACCUACAAAUGGAGUCAGCAACGCUAUCACAAAUCGGUCUCGCGGGUUUAGCCGUGAUGGGGCAGAACCUAGCCCUCAACAUCGCCGAGAAAGGCUUCCCGAUCUCCGUCUACAAUCGCACCACCUCCAAAGUCGACGAAACCCUAGAUCGCGCCCACCGCGAGGGCCAGCUGCCCCUCACCGGCCACUACUCGCCCAAGGAUUUCGUCCUCUCCCUCCAGAAGCCCCGCUCCGUCAUCAUCCUCGUCAAGGCCGGGGCGCCCGUCGAUCAGACCAUCGCCGCCCUCUCCGCCUACAUGGAGCCCGGCGACACCAUAAUCGACGGCGGCAACGAGUGGUACGAGAACACCGAGCGCCGCAUGGUCGACGCCUCCACCAACGGCCUGCUCUACCUGGGCAUGGGCGUGUCCGGCGGCGAAGACGGCGCCCGAAACGGCCCCUCUUUGAUGCCCGGCGGCUCGCACCGCGCCUACUUGAAUAUUCACAAUAUUCUCGAGAAAGUCGCCGCACAGGUUGACGACGGCCCCUGCGUCACGUACAUCGGCGAAGGGGGUUCUGGCAAUUUCGUGAAAAUGGUCCAUAACGGGAUCGAGUAUGGCGAUAUGCAGCUGAUCUCGGAGGCGUACGAUGUGUUGAAGAAUGUUGGGGGUUUAGGAAACGAGGAGCUCGCCGAGAUUUUCGGGGAGUGGAAUCGCGGCGAGCUGGAGAGUUUUUUGAUCGAGAUCACAUCCGACAUCUUUAAGGUGGAGGAUGAUGAAUCUGGCACGGGGCAUUUGGUGGAUAAGAUUCUGGAUAAGACGGGGAUGAAGGGGACGGGAAAGUGGACCGUGCAGCAGGCUGCCGAGCUCUCCAUCGCAGCCCCCACUAUUGCUGCGUCGUUGGACAGUAGGUAUAUGAGCGGGUUGAAGGAGGAGAGAGAGGCGGCCUCGGAGAUUUUCAGCAAGGAAGGGUUGAAGGAGGAGAUCAACAAUGUGGGGGAUGUUGAUAAGAAGAAGUUGGUUGAUGAUGUUAGGCAGGCGUUGUAUGCAUCCAAGAUAUGCAGUUACGCGCAAGGAAUGAAUCUGUUGAGGGCUAAGAGUUUGGAGAAGGGGUGGGGAUUGAAUCUAGGGGAGCUGGCGCGGAUUUGGAAAGGCGGGUGCAUCAUCAGGGCCGUGUUCUUGGACAGAAUCAAGCAUGCUUAUCAGAGGAAUCCGGGGCUAGCUAACUUGUUGGUAGACCCGGACUUUGCUAGGGAGAUGGUGCAGAGGCAGGCCGCUUGGAGGCGGGUUGUGGGGUUGGCCAUUCAGAAGGGCGUUAGCGUGCCUGGAAUGUCCGCGAGUUUGCAGUAUUUCGACACCUAUAGGCGCGGUAGGCUCCCUGCUAACCUUGUGCAGGCGCAGAGGGACUACUUUGGAGCGCAUACCUAUGAGAGGGUUGAUCGCCCGGGAGCAUAUCACACCGAGUGGUCCAAGCUUGCUCGCAAAGCCAGAGUCUAGUGGAGAAGAGGUUUGAGUGGUAUUCCUAUGGUUUUCUUGAGGCAUUAAGCUUGAAUUGAAGUUGUAUCCCUUGAUGAGAAUUUGUUGUUCACAAGAAUAUUUUGUAGCUUUGCAUUGUUGCGUAUGCAGUUAAUAAGAGAAGCAUGCCUUUGAUAUUCGAAA
Salvia miltiorrhiza (redroot sage) is the source of this 2067-nucleotide messenger RNA. RefSeq names its product 6-phosphogluconate dehydrogenase, decarboxylating 3, chloroplastic-like. Gene Ontology annotation, biological process: pentose-phosphate shunt, oxidative branch; pentose-phosphate shunt. The coding region runs from base 439 to 1905 and encodes 488 amino acids. Gene Ontology annotation, cellular component: cytosol. Gene Ontology annotation, molecular function: NADP binding; phosphogluconate 2-dehydrogenase activity; phosphogluconate dehydrogenase (decarboxylating) activity. Lineage: Eukaryota; Viridiplantae; Streptophyta; Magnoliopsida; Lamiales; Lamiaceae. The transcript has a single exon. The record is from RefSeq and is a predicted model, not a curated record.